Messenger RNA from Penicillium daleae, 2817 nucleotides. RefSeq names its product anaphase promoting complex subunit 2. The coding region runs from base 1 to 2817 and encodes 938 amino acids. Gene Ontology annotation, molecular function: ubiquitin protein ligase binding. The transcript has 2 exons. The record is from RefSeq and is a predicted model, not a curated record. Lineage: Eukaryota; Fungi; Ascomycota; Eurotiomycetes; Eurotiales; Aspergillaceae. Gene Ontology annotation, cellular component: anaphase-promoting complex. Gene Ontology annotation, biological process: ubiquitin-dependent protein catabolic process.
AUGAUAUCCCCCGUCCCUCUCAAUGCGGGCCGCCGACGCGUAUUCGGCUCCGUCUUCUCCCCCACGUCACAACAAACUCGGCCACUCUUCGCCUCUAGCUCUGACCCCGACCAAACGCAACUCGCCUCUUUCCAAUCCACUGUUUCCUCCUCGACGGUGAAAACGGCCUCCUUGGCCUCGCCUCAGCAAGAACAAUUUCCUGAAGCUCGAGACCGAGAAACGUGGGACCAGGCCUGGUCUGCAGUGACGGCCUUUUUGGCCGUUCCUGACCAAGGGUUCGCCCCAAUCUACGAUGCGAGAGAGACUGAUGGAAGUGAUGCGCUGAAGGAUUGGAAUCGAUUGAGUCCGCCGUCGAAAGAGACUGCCGAGGCACUGUCUUAUUUGACGGCGGCAGAACAGCAGGGCAGUACGGCGUAUGGAGCGACAGGGUUGAAGAGUUUGAUCGACUGGUAUGGUGAUGAGAUACGGCGGCACUUUCUGGGGAAUCUUCGGAGUGGACUACAUGAGCUUUUGAAAACACCCGAGAAAGAGGGUUUGUUGCGGUCAAUUGUGGACUGCUUGCAGCUUGCUCGUCGCAUCUACUUUGCGCCCGUUGUUCAUUAUCUACUGCCUCUACUGCAAGCGCCGGAACAGGGAAGAGUCUUGACCCAGCUGCAACGUGGGUUCCAUACGGUGGUCUCUUAUUCGUUGCCGUGGUCCAAGAUAUCACCACUUCUGGGUGUGGAGCUGGCACAGGAUGCCUUGAUCAUUUUGGGUAUCGACACAUUGCUCGGAGAGUCGGGCGAAACGGGUGAAGAUGAAAACGAAGAUGAAAGUGGCGAGGAUAAGAUGGAAGUCGAUCCGCAAUACUCAGUCUCGUAUGAAGACUGGAAGAAUGAAACCUCGGAGACGAGAGCCCAUCUGAUGACCGAGGGUGAAAAUGAACAGGUUACAAUGGCUCGAGACCGUCUUCUCGCGUUUCUCAAUGGUCUGCAGCAGGUGGGGCUUGGCGGGGACAAAGCGCAAAAGGUGUUCGCCAGCGUGAUGAAUAUUAUGAUGACCGACUUUGUCCGCGCCGCCUACACGGGUCAAUGGGAGACGCCGUCAUCAGUGCCGCAACAUCUACGACAUUGGAUUGAGAAUGUCUACGCACGACUGGCUGUACAGAUUCUGGCGAUCAUACACACACCUCACGCCGGAAGUCAGCCUCCCAGUUCUUUGGAUGUAAGCUUUGGCGACGUGGAAAAGUGGCAGGAGAUAGGAAUUGCUCGGCUAGGGGCUCUUCGUACCAGCGAGUUGUUCGAUGUCAUCGUUGAUUGGCCAGCGAGUACGGGGGCUGUGGAAGACCUCCGGCAUUUCACCACGCAUCCUGCUGCUCGAGCUCAUGUCACACAGUCGUUCAUUACAAUUCUGAACCAGAGACUGCUACACCCGGGUGCCUCGACCGUUGAGAUCUUGCAAUUGUACAUCUCUAUCAUUCGGGCCUUUCAUCUGCUCGACCCGAAAGGCGUUCUCUUGGAUCGCAUUGCUCGGCCAAUCCGGCGGUAUCUACGAGACCGUGAUGAUACUAUCAAGGUCAUAGUCAGUGGGCUUCUGGCUGAGCCCACAGCGGCCGGCGCAAAGACCCCGACAUACGCUAAUGACACCCUAGUCGAGCUGUCGACCGAGCUAUCUAAGGCCCACCAGCUCUCUAUGCAAAACAACACCAGUGAACUAGACUGGGAUGAUAUGAACUGGAUGCCCGACCCCGUCGAUGCAGCACCGGACUAUCGCAAGUCAAAGAGCUCCGACGUCAUCGAUAGCCUAGUCAGCUUAUUCGACUCAAAAGAAACCUUCGUCAAAGAACUCCAGACCUUGCUCAGCGACCGUCUCCUCCAAAAGCGCAAGAAUUACGACCAAGAAAUUUCGGUCCUCGAGUUGCUUAAGGUGCGCUUCGGGGACUCGGCUCUACAAGCGUGCGAAGUAAUGCUCCACGACAUUUCAGACUCUCGCAAAGUCGACAAGUCUAUUUGCAAAGAACAAGGUCUAAACAAACCGCCCGCUCGCCACGUCAAGCGCCCACCAAAGCCACCUGCCCCGGAGCUGCAUUCUAAAAUCCUCUCACGCUUCUUCUGGCCCACGCUUCAAGAUCAAGAGUUCAAGAUCCCCGACGAAAUCGUCUCCCUACAGCGCAAAUAUGCCGCUGGCUUCGAAACCCUCAAGGCAUCCCGCAAACUUACCUGGCGCAACGGGCUCGGCCAAGUCCUCGUCGAACUACAACUAGGCGAUCGCGAAUUCUCAGAAGAAGUCACCACCUGGCAAGCAACCGUCAUCCACGCCUUCCACUCCGACCACGACGAAGACGCCACGCGAACCAUUUCCAAUCUAUCCGAACAACUAGAAAUGACACCCGCCCUCGUCCGCUCUGCCUGCUUAUUCUGGGUAAGCAAGCGCAUCCUCACCGAAUCAUCCCGCGACGAAUACAGCGUCCUGGAAUACCUCCCCUCCGAAGACGAAGACGAAUUCGGCGUCUCAGGCGCAGAUUCCGGCGAAGCAGAUCUACAAUCUGGAGAUUUAUCCACUGCAGCAGCCGCCGCUGAAGCCGCAGCAGCAGUCGCAGCCAAGGAAGCAGCCGAGGCUGCGGCCAUGGAGAAGAUGAACCUUUAUUGGCAGUUCAUCGUCGGAAUGCUCACGAAUCAGGGGGCGAUGCCGCUGCAGCGGAUUGUUAUGAUGCUGAAGAUUGUUGUGCCGGGUGGGUUUCCGUUUAGUAAUGAGGAGUUGAGGGAGUUUUUGGCGGGGAUGGUGUCUCAGGGGAAGCUGGAGAUUGCGAGCGGUGGGAAUUAUAAGCUUGUACAUUGA